AUGUCUGUAAGCGUUCGAAUCGUGUUAAUUGUAAUCAUUGGAUGUGGAAUAACGGUUCAGAAGGAGUCAGAAAAGGGGGAACCUUCAAAACCUUCUAUAGCCAUUGUCGGCGCCGGUAUCUCUGGACUAUCAACCGCGCGUCGACUGAUUGAACUCGGAAUUGAUAACUUCGAUAUCUAUGAGGGUCUCGACCGGAUCGGAGGCAGAAUACACGCCAUUCCUUACAAGGAUGGUUUCUUGCAAAUGGGAGCUCAGUUUAUCAACGGAGCUGAAAAUCCAUUGUACAAGAUUGCCAACCGUCUCGGAUUGAUUGCCGACGUGGUAUCUGACACUGCUCAUGUUGACAAUGCACACUUCGCUUUCGGAAAUCAAAAUGUUCAAGAAAAAGACAUCAAGACAUUCUUGGAUUUCACUUCGAAGCUUGAUCCAAAGUACAGAAGCAUUGCAAAGCAUGACGAGAAAACCGCAAGGCGCUACACUUUCAAGGAGAUCUUCACUCUGGAUUACAUGCAUUUCUUGAAAACUCAAAACUUCACUGAUCAACAAAAGAAUGUGUUCGACUCGUUGGCUCGAUCUUUCCGAUCGUAUUGGGAGUUCGAGUGGGCUGCUGACUGGAGCACGCUCAGUGUACACGUUCUCAAGGAAUGGAAUGACUACGGUCCGGAAUGCGAGUCAUUCGCUACCAAUAAAAUUGGAUUCAAAGCAAUUUUGGAUGAUAUUGCUGCUCCGAUCCCUAAGAGAGCAUUCAAUUUUAAUAAACGUGUUGAGAACAUCAACUUGAACUCAUACAGUGGAAGAAUGCAACUGACAGUGAAUGAUCAUAUUGUUCCAACUGAAUAUGACUUUGUUAUUGUCACUUCUUCACUGGGAGUUCUCAAAAAGUAUCACCACAAAAUGUUCACUCCGCCGCUUCCACGUCAGAAGAUCGAGGCGAUUGAGAAAAUCGGAUUUGGAGGUUCAUGCAAAGUUUUCUUCGAAUGGGAUCAACCGUUUUGGUCAAACAACACUUAUUCUAUCGCACCACUUCCAGUGAGAGGAAUGAUUAGUGAGAAGUUGGAUGCAUUCGAGGAAGAGACUACAAUUCUUCAAGUUGUCGACUGGGCUCCAAACGUUUUGAGUGCGUGGUAUGCUGGACGUGGACACCAAUUGGUAGAUAACAUGUCAGAAGAAGAGUUGAAACAAAGAAUGACUCGACUAAUGAGAGAAAUGUACAACGACGAGUCGAUUCCUCCGCCAAGCAAGAUCAUAAGAACUCAGCUAACAAAGAACGAGUUGCUGCUUGGAUCCUACUCUUACAUGACUCAAGUUCAGGCGCUAUCCCACAUUUCUCAUUCCCAACUAGCGAUUCCAGUGAAACUCGAAGGAAGACCAAAGAUUCUAUUUGCCGGAGAGGCUACUCAUCACAGGCUGUUUCAAACAACCAUUGGAGGUUAUUUGAGCGGUCGCCGAGAAGCUGAUCGUGCAGUUAACGAUUGGUUUGGAAAUGGACACAUUUUCAAUCAAACCAGAAAAAUGGAAGUGGAGGACGACACUUUGAUUCACGAGCAAAGAAGCGUCCCAUAUAUUUCGCAACCUAUUACAUCUAUCUAA
Caenorhabditis remanei is the source of this 1590-nucleotide messenger RNA. RefSeq lists its product as uncharacterized. Gene Ontology annotation, molecular function: polyamine oxidase activity. The record is from RefSeq and is a predicted model, not a curated record. The coding region runs from base 1 to 1590 and encodes 529 amino acids. The transcript has 6 exons. Lineage: Eukaryota; Metazoa; Nematoda; Chromadorea; Rhabditida; Rhabditidae.